ACUCGUAGAGUGUAGACGUGUUACGAUACACUCUGAAGCGUAAGCAAAUAUAUAAAUAUAUAGGGGAAUGGUGUCAUAAAAUUAAACCAAAUAAAGACGAAACAGGAACCAGUAUGGAUAAGUUUAUAAAAAAAAAUGCAGCGUCUAAAAGUACCCAAUAUCAAACACAGAACAAUUGGACAAUAAGAAAAAGUGAAAGUCCGCUGGCAAGAAACGAAUUUGAAGUAAUAGAAGUAGAACCCUUAAUUAAUGAAUAUACAAAUGUAGGCAUUGAUGCAAGUGAAAACUCUAAGAAAAGAAAGGUCCAUAAUAAUGCCGAUACUGGAAACGGGGAGCCAUCAACCAGUAAGAAAUCAUCUAACUCAGGGCCAUCAACAUCUAAAGAGGACAUUCCGCGAUGCGAAUGCUGUCAACGAUACACAGACAAUCGGGAACCAUAUUGCCACUCAGAAAGUGCUUAUAGGAACCAUUGUAAAUUGCUGAAGGAAGAAGGUAAAAUUCCGAAAGAGACAUGGGAGAAGCCGUUUUCCAUGUUCCAAGAUAUGGAAAUAAGCCAAACCACACAAGGAGUACAAGUAACACCGGAAUCACAAACCUCAGUAUGCACGAAAAGUCACGAAAACCAAAAGCAAAAGCAAACACUCACAACACCUCGCAAAAGCUCCAAACAGGGCGUAACAAUCAGAAACGUGCACACAAUUACUGCAAACACUGUUAGUGCAAAAAUAGAUAGGCUUACGAUUCUUAUAGAACAAAAAAUGUCGAUAUUGAUGGAAAUGAUAUUGGAAUUACGUGCUACGAUAGAGAAACUUUUAUGCUCUGAAUAAUGAUCGUCGUUUAUAAUUUUGUCGCUUGAUGGUGUUAAUCUUAAU
Molecule: messenger RNA, 872 nt
Organism: Eufriesea mexicana
Lineage: Eukaryota; Metazoa; Arthropoda; Insecta; Hymenoptera; Apidae
Exons: 3
Coding region: 114-827 (237 amino acids)
Source: RefSeq, a predicted model, not a curated record